Molecule: messenger RNA, 3736 nt
Organism: Vanessa atalanta (red admiral)
Lineage: Eukaryota; Metazoa; Arthropoda; Insecta; Lepidoptera; Nymphalidae
Product: protein rolling stone-like
Exons: 4
Coding region: 465-1286 (273 amino acids)
Cellular component (GO): membrane
Source: RefSeq, a predicted model, not a curated record
UGAGUGCGGCUGCGGCGCUGCGCCGCGCAGUAAGCGACUACAUCGCUCGUACACUGACGACCGUUCUCACCUUUAUUUUAAAUAUAAGCAUAGUAUCCAAUCAACUGUUCAUGGUAGCUUAACAAAACAGAACUAUGGAGUUUAUCAACAUCACUAAUGUAUUAUUCAUGUGACUCGAUUCAACAUCAUAUUAGCGAAACAACAGUCGACGAAGAAAUAUUAUUAGUGUAUUAUAUUGUUUGAGACAGAGUAGUCUAAAUAACCGUUUAUACUCGUGAUAAUGAUACUUUAUCGAUAACGAAUAUCUUCAUUUCUCGACGACAUCUCACUUUUAGCGGUGAGUGUUGCGAAAUUGUUAUCAACUUGUGCUCUAUACUUUAAAGUUUUAAAUUUAGUGUAUAGAGUAUUAAGAAAACGAGAAAUGCAUAAAAGUGAAGUGAAAAGCAAGUGAGUUAUAGUGAAAAAUGGUGAAAAGAAUUGGUAAUAAAUUUACGCUAUCCGAUUUAUGGGUAACUUCAAAUGAAAAGCUGAGCGACUUUUACUUGACGUCAUGGCAACGGGGAGAUUCAGCAGUACCGAUGUUGCUGGUGCGGUUGUUUUUGAGCAUGGUCACUGUGGGAAUCUUAGUAUGGUCACUGAUUUCUGGAGCUAGUCCCUAUUGGUUAAUAUACCUUACAAACUGGGGCCUACUUUUAGUAACAUCAUUGACUCUUAGUAGUCUAUUGGUGUCAUGUCUUGCAGUUGGCAAUAAAUUACCUGAUGGAGGCAACUUGCCGUGGUACGUGAGCUUAUACUGGCUCCUUUACAACAUCACUGUUUCCAUAGCUAUAAUGAUAACCGCUCUCUAUUGGAUUCUACUGUUUAGUCCAGAAAUUAAAGCGGAACAAACUCCUGCUCAAUUCUGGUUGGACGUGGCGACCCACGGAUUCAAUUCUUGUGUGGCCUUUGUUGAAGUUAUUCUGUCACGUACUCCGCUCCACUUUGUGCACAUCUACCAACCCCUUGGCAUAGGGUUGUGGUAUGCUAUGUUCUCGGCCAUUUACUAUUUAGCCGGAGGUACAGACAGCAUUGGUAACCCUUUCAUCUACGAGGUUUUGGAUUGGAGGCAAUCAGACCGUGCUGGGGUGAUAGUCGCAAUAUCAGCGGCUAGCCUUAUUAUGCUAUACACAGCAUUAUGGGGUCUAAGUAUAUGCCGAGAUAAGUUGUCUACAUUACUCAUUCGGACUACGAGCCUGAGUCUCCCUCUGACGCCUCCCGAUAGGCACACGGCAACUGGGAUAGUAUGACAUUACGAAUAUAAUUGUUAAGAAUAGGUACUUAAAUAUUUUCAAUCAAAUAUAUUGGAAAAUACAAAUCCUGAAACAUUCCAGAGGAUAUUUUGAAGUCCUAUUGAUUCUUUUCAAAAGAUCGCUACCUUAUGUUUCAAUUAUAGUCAAAUUAAUGGACAAUGCAUUUUUUAUGACAUAAACAGUUACUCAAUGCUGCUCUUUAAACAAUAACGUCAAAAUAGAGUGCAGGGUUUUUAUAAUAUUAAAAUAGACUUGUGAUUCGUAUUUCUUAUUUCAAGCCAGUUUUAUGAAAAUAUCCGAGCAGACCUAUUCUGUAAGAGCAAACUCGAAACUCGCAGUACACAAUCAUAAAAUGUCAGAAAGUUAUAUGCGACGUUGACUAAAAUAGAUAUAACUUAUAACACUAAAAUGAUCUUCUUAAAAUCAUCAAAAUCACCAUAAGUAAGUUAGAUACAAAGUGAAUUCAGAAUAGGUCUGUUACACUGAGUGUAUCUCGUGGCUCCGUUUCUUUAUGAUAACAAGAUAAAAGUAUAAAAAGAGCAGAUUUUUACGCAAAUAAUAUUCAAUUUGUCCAUAGUUAGUUCAUAUUACAAAUUUGUUCGCAUUUUUAUUGUAUUAAUAAUAACAUUAAUUACGGAGCUACAUUAUAAGACUGAAGUUUAAAAGACUGACUCAGGGCAUCAAAAACACUACUGUCAUGAGUCGUCAACAUCAAUAUCCGCCUGCCCUUUUAAAUGACAUAUAAGAUUCGAAAUUUACAUUUACAUUAGCCUUGAGCAAGAAUUGUACAUAUUUCACAACUUAUCUCGUACUUAAUUACAUGGCAUAUUUCUUAUUAUAACUUUUAAUGAUCAUUAAUGAGACAUUUUUUAUGUUAUAGGUAUGUAUUGUACCUAAACUUUAUAGUAACACUAAUUCUAAACUCAAAGAGUCUAUCUAUUGAGGAAAUUCCCAGCCACAGAGGUAAUAAAUCGUAUAAUUAAUCUUCCCGCCCAAUAUUUGAUCAAAACACAAAUAAGAUAUAAACGAACAAAAUAAUUAUUUAACAUUAAAUUAGAAUGUACAAAAGCAGCCUAUGUCAUGGUUUGUUCUCGUUAUUAAUCUAAAAAAGGCCAUGAUAUGGACGGUCAUUCACGUCACAAAGGACAGAAUCGGACCUAUUAAAUGAAAAGAAAGAAAGACAGAUAACCUUUUAUUUUAAUUUAUAGUAAGACAACAAAUUUGUAGGUUUUAAAAUUAUUGUUUAAGUACUAUUUUUAGUAUAAAAUGUUAUCUAGAUAAGCAUUUCUGUAUUGAUUGUCGUCCUAUUUCGGAUUUUAUGCCUACUUACUACUAUAUCGACGACGGCGAUCAUCAUUCUUAUAGAAGAUAAUCGGAAUAAUGUAACUUAAGCAACACUCUAGGUAUCUGUCGUAAACCUCUUCGUAUUCAUUUCGGUUCGUGACGAAAAUAGCACGUAGAAAUACAAUCGAAACUUGAUUUUAUUAAUUUUAAUCGAUGUUAACUAUUAAUCAAUGUAGGUAAAAUUUAACAUCGUUACCAACAUAAUUAUUUACUCGAAGUAAUUUUAUAGUACAUUAGUUACAUUAUAUUUAGUAAUUUACAAGUUACACGUUUUCAUUUAUGAAUCAUAAAUCUCAGUUUGUUGCCUUUAUGAUGUAAAUACAAAAACAUUCCAUCACUACUUAUAGGCAAAAUAAUUAUAUGAUAAUGAUAGUAACUUUUUCUAUAAAACUACCGGUGUCGAUUUUGUUGUUCACAUUCUCUCAUUUAAAACUUAUUUAGAAUAUUAUAAAUAUGUUUAGAAAAGUGUUACCUGCUUAUCUAGCGAAAUUUGUAUGAACGCUUGAGGCAGUGGGCUAAUAACGUUGGGCAAAAGACUGAUGACCAUUGGAUCAGAGAAGUCCUAAAUUGAAGACCGUGGAUCUGCAAAAACAGCACGCAGAGCCCUGAACCUAUGACCUCAAAAAAGAAGAGGUCUCGGUUGGUUGCAGAAGAGAGAGCUGGGAGUUUAGGAGCACCUUGGAGACGACUAUCCAGAACUGGACUGCGGUUGACCAUGAGAAGAAAUAUAAGACCACUUUGUCCUGAGUGUGUUUAAGCCUGGCAAGUCAUUAGUGACUUUAUUUUUGUCAAUUUAGUUCAUUUAUAGAUUGUGUAAAACAGAAUCGACGUUAUUAUAUAUUAUUAUAGCCGAACCUUUGUUCGAUUUUCAUCACAUGAAAAUUUGAUAUAAGGUAAAAACUUAUUGAAACCCCUGUAUAUAUUAUUGUAUACAUUUCAAGUUUCCCUAUGUAAAUAUUUAGGUUUUUAUUUUGUGAUAAUAGCAUUGAGUUGUUUCUUUUUUAUUAUAUUAUAAAUCAAUAUUAUAUUUUCUUCGAAAAAAUUAUGUUAAAGCAAUAAAACACAUUUUUAUUCAAAACAUUUAUUUCCUAUAAUAUAGCAAA